GUAAUGUGCAUAUGAAUCACGUGCAUUGCUCGCGAUAGGUUUUGAAGAAAAACCCUUACGUAUCUUUGCUCAGUUCGCCGGUCAAGUCCUUUGGGCAAUUCUUACCUAAUCGAACAAACAGAUUUUUUAAACUUAUAUAAUUCUUUUCCCAUGCUUCAGCCAUAGUAAAGUUAGUUCUUUUCAGAAGGCUGCAAAUUGAACAAUAAUUUUUGUUAUUCGUUUUUUAUUGCAAUAAAGUAGUAAAAUAACAAUGUCUCUAUGUAUGCCGCAUCAUGUCUGCAUCAAAUUCUCAGAACUCAAGAAACCGAAGACAUUUGGCUUGUCGGGUAAUUCCCAAAGAGACUUCAGAAUAUAUGCAGCUUCACCAAUUGUUGAGAUGUCCAAUUACGUACCAGCUGCUCCAAUAUUACUGCCUGAAGGGCCUUGGCAGCAGGUCCCUGGAGGAGUUACAGCUGCAAACGGUUUCAAAGCUGCUGGGAUGUAUGGUGGGUUACGUGCAGUUGGAGAAAAGCCUGAUCUCGCUCUGGUAACCUGUGAUGUAGAUGCUAUGUCUGCAGGGGCAUUUACUACAAAUGUGGUUGCAGCUGCACCUGUACUAUACUGUAAAAAAGCAUUAGAUAAUUCAACAACGGCUCGUGCAGUACUAAUAAAUGCUGGUCAAGCAAAUGCAGCAACGGGUGAUGCAGGCUACCAGGAUGUAAUAGAAUGUUCUCAUGCCCUCUCUGAGUUGCUGCAAUUUAAUCCUGAGCAAGUAUUGAUUGAAUCCACUGGUGUGAUAGGUAAAAGAAUAAAGAAGGAGGCUCUUCUCAAGUCACUUCCAAAUUUAGUAAAUCUGCUAUCAUCCACUGUUGAAGGGGCGUACUCUGCUGCUGUAGCAAUAACAACUACUGAUCUUGUAAGCAAGAGUGUUGCAAUUGAGUCUGAGGUUGGAGGAACUCGUAUAAGAAUUGGGGGAAUGGCAAAAGGUUCUGGAAUGAUCCACCCUAACAUGGCAACAAUGCUUGGUGUUAUAACAACAGAUGCUUCGGUCACAAGUGAUGUUUGGCGAAAGAUGGUACAGGUUGCUGUAAAUCGUAGUUUCAACCAAAUCACGGUGGAUGGAGAUACCAGUACAAAUGAUUGUGUCCUUGCAUUGGCUAGCGGUCUUUCAGGAUCAAACAAAAUUUCUUCUUUGAAUAGUUCUGAGGGAGAACAUCUACAAGCGUGUCUUGAUGCUGUAAUGCGAGGUCUAGCAAAAUCAAUAGCUUGGGAUGGCGAAGGGGCAACAUGCUUGAUAGAGGUAAGAGUAACAGGAGCAAGCAGUGAAGCUGAAGCAGCAAAGGUUGCACGAUCAGUGGCAUCUUCUUCAUUGACGAAGGCUGCGGUAUAUGGUAGGGAUCCAAAUUGGGGACGUAUUGCUUGUGCUGCUGGUUAUGCAGGAAUUCCUUUUAAUCCAAACAAACUCAAAAUAUCACUGGGAGAUAUUCUGCUAAUGGAGGGUGGGCAGCCAUUGCCAUUCGAUAGGGCUGCAGCUAGUGAUUAUCUUAAGAAGGCUGGUGAGAUACAUGGAACAGUUGUAAUUCAAAUAUCUAUUGGUGAUGGUCCAGGUAGCGGGCUAGCAUGGGGCUGUGACUUGAGUUAUGAUUAUGUGAAAAUAAAUGCAGAGUACACUACUUAGAAAAUAUCUUUUCCCAUCAGUCAUUGAACCAUCUCAGAUGUUGAGACACGUUUGGCUAGAUCUAUUCUUCGAGCAAAUGCUUUAUUUAGAUGUACUGUUAAUCCUUGCAAGUAAUGGGAACAUGCUUGUAUAGGCAUGUUUAUGUAAUUUUACUUUCGCCCACCAGUCUUUUACCCCUGUUUUUAAGCUAGGACUUGUCACUGUAUCCAAGUUGUAGUCCCAGAGAAUAAUCAACUCUGAACUUUCCUUCGCAAAGGACUGGGAUAUAACCCAUUAGCAAUUCUGAUUCAAGAUCAUUAAGAUU
Molecule: messenger RNA, 1961 nt
Organism: Olea europaea var. sylvestris
Lineage: Eukaryota; Viridiplantae; Streptophyta; Magnoliopsida; Lamiales; Oleaceae
Product: arginine biosynthesis bifunctional protein ArgJ, chloroplastic
Exons: 17
Coding region: 251-1657 (468 amino acids)
Biological process (GO): L-ornithine biosynthetic process; L-arginine biosynthetic process
Molecular function (GO): L-glutamate N-acetyltransferase activity, acting on acetyl-CoA as donor; L-glutamate N-acetyltransferase activity, acting on acetyl-L-ornithine as donor
Source: RefSeq, a predicted model, not a curated record